AUGGUCAACAGGCGUAGCAGUCGCAUCAUUGGAGCUUUCCGCUCCAACUCCCACCAAUCCAGAAAUCUGUCUGCAAAUCAAAGACGCCCGAUAUUGGUACGGGAAGAGUUCCCCCGAGGAAAUGUGAGGCAUGCUCUCCGACAGAGGAACUUCCAGGAGUCAUCACCUCUAACUGAAGCCAUUAUUCAACACCCCAUUCCGGUCGGAUUCAAAGUGCCAAACGUCGAGUCCUACGACGGGACGACCGAGCCGUAUGAGCAUAUCGACUACUACAGAACCAUCAUGCAUAUUCAACGAGCGUCAGACGCACUCCUUUGCCAGUUUGUGGCUAAUCGAAGAAUUGCUAAGGAUUCUUCGCACCUCUCCAGAAUCCGCCAAAAUGAGUUAGAAUCAUUGAAGGAUUAUUUUCAGCGGUUUUCCACCGAGGCUCGACAGAUUCCAGGAGUAGACCCUGAAUUACUCAGAGGAGUCUUCCUUGGAGGCCUUCGUCCUGGCCCCUUCUAUGCGGCCCUUAUGCGAGACACCAUCCAUUCAUACGCUGACUUGAUCCAUCGCGUAGAGGCGCAAAUCUCUGCAGAUGAGGCUAUAAAUGCUCACGUGAAGCAGUUUGAGCAAAUCAAUGGGAAGCGCAAAGGUGUAUCUGGGAUGGGCAAUUCUUUCUCACAGCAGAAAAAGCAAGGGAAGAAUAAUCUACCUCAUAGGUCUCCAUCACCGCGAUGGGAACCUCGACAGGAGGAGUAUACACCACUUAACAUAUCUCGAGCAAAUGUGUUGAUGGUUGUUCGAAAUCAAGAUACAUUGAAAUGGCUGAAUCCUUUGAAGUCGAACACAGGAAAUGCAGAUCAGUACUGUCACUUUCAUCGAAGUCGUGGUCACACCACCGAAGCCUGUAAGCAACUCAAGGAUGAGAUUGAAAGACUUAUCUGCUAG
This is a messenger RNA of Dendrobium catenatum, 930 nucleotides long. RefSeq lists its product as uncharacterized. The transcript has 4 exons. The coding region runs from base 1 to 930 and encodes 309 amino acids. The record is from RefSeq and is a predicted model, not a curated record. NCBI's taxonomy places the organism in Eukaryota, Viridiplantae, Streptophyta, Magnoliopsida, Asparagales, Orchidaceae.